AUGGCCCAGAUCUAUUUGCUAGUGGCAGGAGUCUGCUCCAUCCCUGCUCACUCUCUUAGCCAGAACUUGUCUGGGAUCCCUAGCCAAGAAAAGACAGAAAUCUCCACAUAUUUGAAGAAGAUGAAAAGGAUCCCCUCUCUGACAUGACUAAAGGACAGAACUGAAUUCCAACUUCCUUGGAAAAGAGAGAAUAUCACGCAAAUCCAGAUGACUUAAGGGACGUGUUACCAUCAUCUUAUGUUCCAGCAGAUGGUCAACCUCCUCAAAACGGAGGGCAGCCGAACCGCUUGGAACAACGCCCUCCUUGAUCAACUACUCUCUAGCCUUGAUCACAGCCUGGAACAACUGGGGAAGCAAAUGGAAGAAGACAAUCUGGCUUGUCCCUCUUUGGCGAUUGUUGUUCAAAGAUAUUUCCAAAGAAUGCAUGACUAUCUGAAAGACAAGAAAUACAGCCCCUGUGCCUGGGAGGUUGUCAGAGUGGAAAUUAAAAGGUGCCUUUCCCUCAUGUAA
Messenger RNA from Sus scrofa (pig), 510 nucleotides. RefSeq names its product interferon alpha-17-like. The record is from RefSeq and is a predicted model, not a curated record. Gene Ontology annotation, cellular component: extracellular region. Lineage: Eukaryota; Metazoa; Chordata; Mammalia; Artiodactyla; Suidae. Gene Ontology annotation, molecular function: cytokine receptor binding. Gene Ontology annotation, biological process: defense response.